AUGGCUAUCCCUCAGGACGAUCUGGCUGCGCAAGCCGAACCUGGUUUAGUUCUUCCUUUGCACUAUUUCGACAACAGCGCUAUGUUCACAAACAUUACCAUGUACGCAAUUAUGGUCUUUGACGAGGUCUUGGAAGCCGACAAGCUUGCCAAGAGUCUCGAACAACUCGUCCGACGCGAGACCUGGCAGAAGCUGGGUGCAAGAGUGAGGAAGGGGAAAAACGGGCCUGAUCUACAUGUGCCGCGGAAGUUCUCCCCCGCCCGCCCGGCUAUUGCCUACACACAUCUAUCUUACGACGUGGCCAAAGCAGACCACCCUGUGGCAUCUCGCAUGCCCAGUUCCGAAUCGGCGCCCACGGACCGCCCUGCUCUUGUGGGAAAUCCAGAGGAUUGGGCCGAAUUGUGCUGUGGCGCUGACGGGCCGAAGUCACUCCAAGACUAUGUCGGCUCAGAUCGACCCGUCACUGGCCUCCACAUUGUCUCAUUCAAUGAUGCCACCAUUGUCACUCUGCACUGGCUUCACGCUGCGGCCGAUGCUAUGGCCCUGAAGGCAAUCUUGGAUAACUGGGCGUUGAUCCUUCGAGGCCGGGAGGACGAAGUUGCCCUUCUGCAUGGGUUUGACGAGGACCCUUUGCGCGAGCUGGGAUGUCACCCAACAGAGCCUUACGAGCUGGCAGGCUCCGAGUUGUCAAAAUUGGGUACCGCAGAGUACGUGUUGAGGAAUGGCUACAAUAUCCUCAUUGGGCAGAAAGAAAACCGGACAGUGUGCAUUCCGGCCGCUUUCCUGGCCAAGCUUCGGGAAAAGUCACUGCAGGAGCUGAGGGACGCGGGCCAUAAGAACCCGUUCCUAACUGACAACGACAUUAUCACAGCCUGGUUCUCGCGCCUCGCCUUUUCUCACUUGCCCUCUGACAAGCCCGUGACCAUCAUGCAGGCCAUGUCUGCCCGGCGCGCGCUCGAGCAGGACCUCCUACCCCCGGACAGGCUCUACGUCUCCAACUGCCUGAGCUUCACGAGUGUGCUCAAAACCAAGAAGGAAGUCGACCAGUCCCUGGGUAUUUUGGCUGGCGACAUUCGACGCGGCAUCAACAGGCACGGCACUCGCCAGCAGAUCGAGGCUUUCCAGAGCAUGGUCAGGGCUAACGAGUGGCCGCUGGGCCCGAUGCCCAUUUUCUUCGGCAAGCCAAACAUGCACCACAUUGGCUUCUCGAACUGGACCAAGGUCAAGACCUACUUGACUGAUUUCUCGGCGGCAGCUGUGACGAAGCGGGAUACGCCUCUGUUCCCGACGUUUGUCUCGCAGAUCCAGACCGGCAUCCCUUAUCCUGAUGGGUUCUUGAUUACCGGGAAGGACUCUCAUGGCAAUUAUUGGCUUGAGGGAUACCGGCCUGAUAGACUGUGGGCACAUGUAGAAAAAUUGCUGAAGGCGGGUAUUUAA
Diaporthe citri is the source of this 1437-nucleotide messenger RNA. RefSeq lists its product as uncharacterized. NCBI's taxonomy places the organism in Eukaryota, Fungi, Ascomycota, Sordariomycetes, Diaporthales, Diaporthaceae. Bases 1 to 1437 code for a protein of 478 amino acids. The record is from RefSeq and is a predicted model, not a curated record. The transcript has 2 exons.